UCAACUACAAUACGAAUUAUAACCUAAAAAGUAAACAAUACUUUUUCAAAGUUCUACUUCUAUAACCUAAAAAGAAAAUCUAUCACAUUUGUAUUGUUAAAACAACCAUAAAAUGUUGGAACCGUGGAAUAAUAGAAAUCUUUUACCUCCACCAGUUCAAACAUGUUAUUGUGACGAGAAAAUUGAUACAAGAUAUUUAAAGCAAGCAUGCACGAAUGCAGUGAAUAUUUUGUCUAAGCAAUCUCCAUUGCAUAAUGAAAGUGCUUUACUUUCAAGAUUUAUUUAUAAAUACGACAAAAAGUUUCGUAAUGAUAUUGGAUAUCGUAUAUUUAAAAAAAUAAAUACUACUCUUCGGAGGUAUUUAAUGUUAAAUGUCAUGAAAGAUAUUGAAAACUUUGCAUCAGUUUUACCCAUUGAAACUGAUGAGUAUUUACCAACCCGGCAGAUGUUGCAGUAUGUGUUGGUGAGACUUGUGUCUUUCUCAAAACUUAUGUUAAGGAUAUCAGUUUGUUGCAAACAAGCAGCUAUUUUUUAUUUAGAUAGAGUAAAAAGAGGUGAAAGUCACUGGAUGUCACUGAUGCCAUAUGCAUUACUAAGCAGAAUAUGGUCAUUAAGUAAUGUUUUACUUCAGCAUUCUUGUAGUUGGUAUGCACAAAUGUAUCCAUUUUUAGAAAAUCUUCAAUUAAAAGGUUUACCAUUUUUACCAGAUGGUUAUGAACUUCCAGUUAAUUUACUAGACUGGCUAGAUUUAAAAAAUCUUGAAAACCUUGGCCGCUUCCAUUGGGCUCACAAAGAAGUAAUCAAAGUUGAUCAAAUUUUAAAUGAAGAUUCUGAAAGUAAUACAAUGGAUAGUUUAAUGAUGUACAUAAAUGAAAUAAAUAAAGACAAUGAACAAAUAGAAAUGAAAUCUCUACCUUCUGAACACAUUCACGAAACACCUGUACAUACUAUUGAGAAAUAUGUGGACAAAGGUGAGGUCAUAUCAAGAGAAUAUUUUAAAGGUGUAGACAGCGGUGAAGCCAUAUCUAGAGAACAUUUUAAUAGUGUAGAGAAAGGUGAGGCUAUGGCCUCAAAAGAACACUUUAAAAGUUUCUUUGAACCACCUAAGAAAGAAGUUAAAGCAAAAAAGGGUGCUUAUUAUCAUUCGUUGGACAGAGUAACCAACACUAAAACUUUAGCAGAGUUUGUAAAUAAGGAGGAAACAUAUAGAUAUGAACAGAACACAAUGUCAUUAACCACACAUUUGACGUUCAUGCAAUGGCAAGCUUUAAAAUCAUUAUUACUAAGGCUCUGUGAAGACAAUCUUAGUAAUAACAGGAAGAUUCAAAGGAAAUUCUUGCAAAUAUGGAAAAAGAAAUGUGUAGAAAUGAGCUAAAAAGAACGAAAAACCGUUAAUUUUAU
This is a messenger RNA of Papilio xuthus (Asian swallowtail), 1401 nucleotides long. RefSeq lists its product as uncharacterized. Gene Ontology annotation, cellular component: nucleus. The coding region runs from base 113 to 1375 and encodes 420 amino acids. Gene Ontology annotation, biological process: positive regulation of Notch signaling pathway. Lineage: Eukaryota; Metazoa; Arthropoda; Insecta; Lepidoptera; Papilionidae. The transcript is spliced from 2 exons. The record is from RefSeq and is a predicted model, not a curated record.